Molecule: messenger RNA, 703 nt
Organism: Capsicum annuum
Lineage: Eukaryota; Viridiplantae; Streptophyta; Magnoliopsida; Solanales; Solanaceae
Product: peamaclein
Exons: 2
Coding region: 123-392 (89 amino acids)
Source: RefSeq, a predicted model, not a curated record
CUACUGUCUUUUGACAGGUCUAUAAAUGCACAGCAGUGCCUUUUCUACUUGUGCUUAAAAUUCUUUAGUUUCCAAAGAAAUAUUAUUUCUACUCUUAAAAGUGAAGAGAGUUGAGAGCCAAAAUGAAGAGGGUUUUGGUAACUUUUAUGUUGGUCUUUGCUCUUGUUUUGACAUCUUCCUUUCUUCAACCUGCAACUGCCAAAUCAGUGUACUGUGCACAGAAAUGCAAGGGUAGGUGCUCCAAGGCAGGACUGAUGAAUCGGUGUAUCAAAUACUGUGAGUUGUGCUGUGCAAAGUGCAAAUGUGUUCCAAGUGGGACUUAUGGCAACAAGCAUCAGUGCCCUUGUUAUAGGGACUUGAAGAACUCAAAGGGAAAGCCCAAAUGUCCUUAAACAUAAUACUAGCUACUAGAUUUAUUUUCCUACUUUAAUUUGUGCAUCUUAGACUAUUUUUACCAUUUGGUUCGAGUAACAAGAGUAAUAGACUCUUAUGUGUCUGAUAAAUUGUUAGGGAAUAAGAGCUCCUCUAGGACUUUUUAAUGUUUGUAUGUCUUUUUAUUACACCUGUUCAAGGUUUGAUAGUGGCAUGAACUACGUACAUUUAUCCUCCCCAGACCCCAUUUUUUGAGAAUAUACUGGGGUAUGUUGUUGUUGCAUGAGAUUUGGAUGAAUUAUGGACUUUAAUACCUGCUGUUUCUUUUUUA